GGAAGGGGGAGCAGCUCUGGGAAUUCAUUAAUAGGUGGGAGGAGGCUAGGGACGUCCAGGGGGCGGACGACUAGGGCCUUGAUCGUGAUGCUCCAAGCGGCACUCCCUCAAGGGGAUGUGCGCAAGGAGCUGCGACGAAAUCCACUCCCUACCUAUCAGGAAAUGCUGGCCAAGGCGAAGGCGAAAUACCUGGCGUUAGAAGAAGAGGAUGAUGAGGCGCCUGUCUAGAAUGAGAAAAAGGGCGAGCAGCCUGCGGGAGAAGGGAGGAAAAGGAAAAUUUGGUAGGGGAAAAAACCCUACAGGGUAUCAACCGAGCAGGCUGCCUGUCCAUACAGUCGUGUCUUUACCGGCCCCUCCUCGCAGUCGAGAAAGCUAUAGCGUUCAAGACGCACCCAAAUACUGCAAGUACCACCGUAACAGCACCCACAACACGUUGGAGUGGGUUAUGUUGAAGGAGUUAGAUCAGCUGAUUGCUAGAGGGCCGCCUCCUCGACCGGAAUGGCAGGCAUCGGGGAACAGAACAUGGAGGAGACCGGCAGCUGCCGCCACAGCGAUCACCAACGGGGAGGGGCAGGAGGACGGAAGGCGAUAUCUAGGGAGAGAUUGUGAGAACUUAGAUGAGGAAGAAAGGAAGAACAAGGUCCACCUGGCCGAGUUGCAGAGGCCACCGCCUGAGCGGAAGAAGAAGGAACCCUUGAUCUUCACAGAUGAAGAUUACCCGCCAGUCCUUAGUCCCCAUCGGGAUGCACUGGUAGUGAAGGUGAAAAUCAAUAAUGUGGUCGUCCAUCGCACGCGGGUCGAUACCUGCAGCUCAGUCAACAUUAUGUACAACAAUACUUUCAAAGAGCUGGGCUUGUCUCGAGGAGAUCUUAAGCCAAUCCGCACCCCACUGUCAGGACUCCCUGGGCACACCAUUGAAGCGGAAGGAACCAUCACAGUGAAGGUUGGGGUAGGAGAUGGCACCCACCGACUUUUGCUCGACAUGGAAUUUAUGGCACGGAUCGACGAGAACGUUAGCACAAUCUGUGCCGCGAUACAGAAGGAGGAAGGGAGACCCAGGGCGGAGGUGGCAGAGGAAGUACAGGAAGUUGCCCUGGAUCCUGCAAAGCCGGAGCAAAAGGUGAAGGUAGGGGAUAUGCCCGACGUCGACCCGCGAAUCAUUUGCCAUAGGUUGGCAGUAGAUCCGGCCUACAAAACAGUCAAGCAGAAGAAACGUUUCCUCUCCUCGGAAAGGAGAUAUUUUGCCACAAAGGAAGUCACUACCUUAGAGGAGCAAGAUGGAAGUUGGCGGAUCAUAUACACUGAUGGAUCGUCCGCGACUGAUGCUUCGGGGGGUGGAGUCGUGGCGAUAUCACCAGAAGGUUUCCAGGCGUAUUACUCUAUAAGGUUCCGUUUCAGGGUCUUGAACAAUGAGGCUGAGUACGAGGCGCUCCUAUGUGGCUUAAGAGAAGUUGAAAUCAGAGAUCUGGAAGAAACAAGUAGUCCUGCUGUCCCUUCCCAAGAGGCGAGCUGCUCACCUAAAUUCAGGGAAGGUGGGCAGAAUCAACAAGUGGCAAGGAAAAAUCUGAAGGGCUCAUUUGAUGCAGAACUAGAACCACUCACAGAGAAUAAUGACAUUGGUGAUGAGUGUAAUCAUAAACUUUAUGUGGCUGAGCAUUUUGAUGAGAAACAAAAUGAAAAAGAAAGAGAAACGAAUGAGAGUGAAGAUCAAGAAAUUGAUACUGUGGAGAAGCUUGUGGAAGUUGGAGGACUAAAAGUAGAGAAGAAAGCAGAAAAAGAUGUCUUCGUUGAUGUUGAUUCCGGGGAAAGCCAAAUGGCACAGCUUGAUGUUGGUUCUGUGGACAAUAUCGUUGCACAUGCAAAGGUGUAUGGAUUCUCCGGGAUAGAUGACCUCACCCUACAUGGUGAAAAAAUGGGUGAACAAUAUGCAAAGGUGUCCAUUACAGAAGCAAUACAAGAUGUUGACGUUCCAGUCCCAAUCCCUGGUGAAGUAUUUACUGUUGAACAAGCCAAAGGAACAUUUGUAACAUGGCAUAAGGAGCUGAUAGUCUUGGAUGUGCUUCCUAAAGGAAAGCAUGGUAGGGACGCUUGCAUGUGGGAACAUAGGGCAGAGGUCACCAAACUUGCUGAUCGCUUUAAGGGGGCCUGUGAUGGACAACACUUUCUAAUACCGUUCAAUGACGUGAAUCAUUGGGCUUUGACUUUUGUCAAACCUAAUGAAGAGGUACAUGGACCCCCUUAAACGGCGUAUAAAUAGUCAGGAGUGGACUGAAGUGGUUGAUAAUGCUAUAGUUUUGUACAAGAAUACCAUGAACACACCUAUGUUGAAGAAGAAAGUGUCCUGGGAGAACAUGGCGGGCAUCCCGAUGCAAAAAGGGAAUGUAGACUGUGGCUUGUUUGUAAUGCAAUACAUGAAAGAGAUCUGU
Messenger RNA from Cuscuta campestris, 2426 nucleotides. NCBI's taxonomy places the organism in Eukaryota, Viridiplantae, Streptophyta, Magnoliopsida, Solanales, Convolvulaceae. The record is from the annotation of a GenBank genome assembly.